Messenger RNA from Danio aesculapii, 1532 nucleotides. RefSeq lists its product as uncharacterized. The record is from RefSeq and is a predicted model, not a curated record. The transcript is spliced from 2 exons. Bases 75 to 866 code for a protein of 263 amino acids. NCBI's taxonomy places the organism in Eukaryota, Metazoa, Chordata, Actinopteri, Cypriniformes, Danionidae.
AAACUCUCUUCAAAACCUGCGUCAAGCCAACUGAGGGUAAUCAGACCAAAGAUUCAAGAACAUAUUCACAAAGAAUGGAGCAUCUGCGAGUCUCUCUCUUUCUUCUCCUGCUCUUCUGUUCACCGUGUCUGAGUGAAGGGAAAACUUUCUUUACUCAUCUUGGCACGCUGUGCGCUGAAGACUGCAAGCCUGACGGCGGCGAAUACAAGUGCAGGAGCACCGAUGAAGACGGAAAGAGCCAAAGCAUGUACUGUUCACCUCAGCAGAACGUGGACUACUGGGGCAGACAGUGCCGAGCCGACAGCAUGUGUGCUAAAUAUGGAGAAGACUACUGCUGGUGCAGGAUUAACAUCUUCAGCUGGGGAUUCUGUGGGCUGGUGAAGGAGGACCAGACCCUCGGAGAUGCUGGAGAAGACCAUCACAACACUUCUCCACAUCGCAACAGGAGAGACCGAAAAGUGGUGGAGGUCAUUAAUGACCAAGAUAUCCACAAAACAAUAACUAUUUCAGUGGAGGAGGCUGGAAGUGACUUUGCUGCGAGUAAUAAUAAACUGAGAAAAGAGGCAGCAGACCUGAUCAAUCACUGGGAUAAUUCACACCUGGUGAACCAGGCUCAAUCUGAACUGAUUACAUCAGACAGUUUCCGAAUUGACAUGCAGGGUAUGAUUAAAGACAAUAACAAAAAUAAAUAUUACCACAACCUGCAGGUCCAGAUGAAUAUCAAACGGAGUAAAAAAUUCCCAAGCACCACCGUGUCUCAGGUCCUUGUUCAACAAGGUGGCGCCCCGGACCACUACAUCCGCGCAGCCUUUUUACGCAGCAUGAAUGAUCAAGUUCGGGUUUUCAUUGAUGUUGACGACCCUUAAAGCUAUUCACAAGUAGAAAACAGAGUAUAUGCAGAGCUAGUGUUUCUUCCCAUGCUAAAAAAAACUUCCGAUGAACAGUUAAUGGGACUUUUAAAAAUUUUAUACGGUUUCUUUUAUAGCAUCGAUGUUGAAAUGUGAUUAAAAUACAUUCAGUUAAGUAGACUUCAGCGUUUCACUUGAUUGUUCAAGUGUAAAACGAGUUGAAAAGUCUUUUACAAACACGCGCGCACUGUUAGGAUCAGUAGGCGAGUGCAGAAACACCAUUGAAAGUAUUUGAGUAAGUGAAUGCUCAUAUUAUAAAGACAUGGUGUGUGAAAAUGUAAUUUAAGGCAGUGCUUCUUGUACAAUCUCAAUAUAUCGGAUAUCAAUCAGGCAGUGAAGAUCAUUGAUAACAGACCUUAAAACACAAUGAUUUGUGUAACAGCAUACAGUUCACCAGAAGCGCUUGACCCAGAUUACUGCAAAAUAAGUCCUUCUGCAUAACUGUGCAUAUACUCUGUCACACUUUCUCAGCAAGCACAAAUAAUGCAAGACAGCUCAUGUAUUGCAGAGGUUAAUUACUGUGUUUUACAGCUGAAGUUUAAAAAAAUAAUCUCUUACCUGCCGUUCUGCUUUGCUUUGCUGCUGCUUGUACUGCUCUCUCAAAUAAAGGUUGAUUUCAUGCGA